AUGGGAGCCCGCUCCAAAGCCCUCAGCUACAUAUACAAGCUUGUAGUCACUACCGAGUCUUGCCAGCUUACACGUCGGCUAAGACGUAAGUCACUGUCGUUUACUACAUGUCCAUCCACACGAGGCCUGUGCGGCACAAUCAAAGAUGUAGGUUUUCGAGCUGCAAUACGGAUUACAAUCGCGGCCCUCAGCGGGGUGGGCGUGUUCCGAUAA
This is a messenger RNA of Pochonia chlamydosporia 170, 213 nucleotides long. Its product is annotated as methyltransferase fkbM domain-containing protein. NCBI's taxonomy places the organism in Eukaryota, Fungi, Ascomycota, Sordariomycetes, Hypocreales, Clavicipitaceae. The record is from RefSeq and is a predicted model, not a curated record. Bases 1 to 213 code for a protein of 70 amino acids. The transcript has a single exon.